GCAGCUGCUCUGCCCCGACUUCCCCAUGGAACUCACUCAGAAGGCAGCAAGGAUUGUGCUGAUGGAUGAUGCCAUGGAUUGCCUGAUGUCUUUUUCUGACUUCCUCUUUGCCUUCCAGAUCCAAUUCUACUACUCAGAGUUCCUGGAAAGUGUGGCUGCUAUUUAUCAAGACCUAUUGGCUGGUAAGAGUCCAAACACUGUGGUUGUGCCAACAUCAUCCUCUGGGCAACACCGGCAGCGCCAACCCACGAAUGACUGCAACCCACUCGAUGGGGUAGAGGCAUCUCUCUUCUAUCAGUGCCUAGAGUCCUUGUGUGACAGAUCAAAAUACAGCUGUCCACCUUCUGCUCUUGUGAAGGAAAUACUGAGUAGUGUACAGAGGUUGACCUUCUAUGAGUUCCUUAUGGCACUUGCAAAACACCAGGGCAUCAACAGAGCCCUAGGGGCUCUGCCAGAUAAAGGAGACUUGUUUCUGGACCCUGCCAUGGAUCAGGAAAUUGAAAAAUUGGUAGCUCAGGUUUCAGGGCUUUCCCUCUCUGCUCCCACCAGCGCCGGUGGGGAUGCAGCUAAUUUGCCUGUCCGCAACGUGCCCAGGAUUAGCUCUCCGUGGAGACCCCUCCACCAUCGCCGAAGAAUGGAUGCUGAGAGCGAAGGCUCCAAUGAAGAGACAGACUCCUCUGAAAACUGAAAGCUGCGGCGGCCAGCACCG
Tinamus guttatus (white-throated tinamou) is the source of this 709-nucleotide messenger RNA. Lineage: Eukaryota; Metazoa; Chordata; Aves; Tinamiformes; Tinamidae. The record is from RefSeq and is a predicted model, not a curated record.